GAGCUUUGGUUUUACGCGCGUCUUUAAAGUGCAGUGUGACCUGGUCAAUGUGUAUCUUACCUGCAAGGAAAUUCCCUGAUUAUAAUUAGGGAGAUUGCGCUAAUUUUAUAUAUUCAUGCUAAUCUUGACGUAAUUUCAUUGAAAAUUAAGCUGAACUACUACUGAGCAUCCCAAUGGCUUUGGAUAACAACGUUCCACUAUUGUUGACACAAUCAUUUCUUGAUCUUCGUGACGAGUGCUAUUCCCUCUUGGACGAAGUGAGAUUUAUGAAUAACAAUCGUUUACCAAAAAACACGCCAAUAUGCGCCUACGCCAAACUAUUCGCCCAAUUCUGCUUAUUAUCUGAAGAAUUGGAGAGGUGGCUUAAAAGAGUUUGUAAAAUGGCUUUCGAAGGACGGUUGGGCCAUGUUAGUCGUUCAGAAUCUUACAUGAAUCAGAAUUACCUUGCAUGUAUUAACAAUCGAGACGUUGACCUUAAUCGUUUACGUUCCCUGGCCAACCAGCUUUUGGUUAUGUCCGGAAAGACCUCUGAUAACGCAACUGAACCAGUGGAAGAUUUUCUUGGGGUCAAUAUUUCCAGUAGACUUCAAGAAAUCGAAACCAUAUGGAGUGAUAUUACAAGUCUCGUUCAACCGAUGAGCUUAUUUCACGACCCAUCACGUACAAUAAAAGAUGUUGAACUGGACGUUCAAGAAACUGAGGCUAAGCUUCGCUCAAUCAGUAGACGAUCUUUUGACCUACAGACCGUAUUAACCAAGUCGAUCAGAGGAACAUGUGACUUGAAUUCAUAUAUGAGUGUACUUGAGGCGGAGCAUAUCUCUCUCAAACGAUCUAUGCAAACACUGUCCGCCGCUAGCUGUAUACUUUCACAGCUCCAUAUGUUUAGUAUCGAAAAUAAUCUGCAUUCAUAUGGAGGUGAAACUUUUGAUUUGCUUAUCUGCAGACUUACUGAGAAUAUCAACAAGUUAACUGACGGAGGCUGGUCUCUUUGGUGUAUGCACCUGGAGUUACGUGAACGCUGGAAGUAUUUAUCUAAAGGUCGAAGUUCUUUUGAAAAUCUGAAUUUUGAUGUGAACAAUCGGAUCGAUUAUUCAACUUCCAGUGUAUAUUCACUGUGUUGUUCAGAAUCAGGAUUUGCAAGUGAUGCUGACCAAUUCCUAACUUGUCAAGCAGUAGAUCAAUUAGGUUUAUCUAAUUCUAAUUUUGUUAUUUCUGAUUUAUUCACUACGAAGUCCAAAAAUAGAAAAUCAUUUUCUUCUGUAAAUGAUAAUAUUCUUUCUCAAUCCUUGGACUGUUUAUGGACUUCCAAUACAGAUUCAAAUGAUUCAGAGGCAAUCAGUGACUCACCUUCUGGUUUAUUCCAUGAAAUUUAUAACCGUACACCAACUAAAUUGGUCAGUUUUUCUAUGGAGCCUAAUGGGAAGAGUGGCGAUAAUGAUAAUGACAAGACUAAUAAAUAUAAAUACUCUGCAAAACAGCCGAAAUGUCCGUUUGAUAUUUGUUUCGAACAAACAAAUUCCUUAGAAGAUUUUAACCGUGAUAACCUGAGCAUGCAUGUAGCAGAUACUCAUGAUUUGGGUUCUCUUUAUUCACGUUUUCAUUCCAGUGAUUCUGGAUUGAAACGCAAAUGCUCUUCUGCAAAUCGAAUUCGGCUUAAUUCUUGGAGUGGAGAAGAUAUAUUUAAGAUGCCCAUUGGUAUUUUUUCCUCAAAGGAUCAUCAACGUCUUCAAUUCAUAGCAACAUGUGGUUUUUCUUCCCCUGGCACUUUAACUAGUCCUAAACAAUACAAUUAUAGAAAGUUACGAAGAAAUUCAUUUUCGUCUUUGUUACCCCGUAUAGAUCACCAUUCAAAUCCAAAUACUGUUGAUCUACGUGAAACAGCAAAUUAUAAUUUGAAUGGCACUACCUGCUCAGAGUUAUUACCAACUACUGAAUUCAAGUCAAAUCUAUAUCGUUCCAAUUCUCAACAAUCCCCUGAUCUUUUAUCAAUAAUUAUUCCUCCGAAUAAUUCAAACGAUAAUCAUAGUAUCAAUGGUAAUAAUAAUUCUGAACAUGUUGAAAUAUCAAAGAACUUUAAUCAUGUUCAUAAAGACCAUGGUCUGGUGUAUGGUAUCUAUGUUCAUUUCGAUGAAAAACCCUCUAACAUUCAUAGGGACGAUAAUAAUGCUGAUGGACUGGAAUGGGAUGAUUCGGGUGAUUUACAAAUUGCAAAGUCUGAUUCCCCAUCACUGUUGCCAAGUAAUGAAUCAGCCGACACAUUGAAUGGAUCUAUUCUUCCCUGCUCUCCACUUACCCUUGCUGCUGAGGCAUUAGUUUCUCCUCGUUUUCAGUUAACUGAACCCCACGUUCAGCAUCUCAGUCAAAUUGUUAACUCACAACAAAAAUCUCACACAGAGGUCUCUUUACAUCCCUCACAUCAUUCAGAAAUUUCCAUACUAAUAAACAAUUUAUCUGUCAGUCAAAAUAAUUCUUAUUCUCCAGAAUCAGUGAAAUCCUGGGAACAAACUAUUGAGGUACAGAAGUGCUAUUCGGCUUGUGCUAAUAUUGAUUUUCCUGAAUUGCAUACACCUACACAUCCUGAUACAAUAGUAAAUAAUAACGAAGCAUAUUGUUACAAUCGGGGCAACAAUAAUCAUACUAAAUUAGGAGCUGCUUCUGUCAUGGAUUUGCCCGAUAGUUCGUUGAUAAAGGAAGCUGAUAUUCUCCCUCUUUUAACGUCAAUACGUCGGGACGCGUUUCCACUUAUUAAACUAUUAUUACGUUUAGAAGAAAAAUCUGUGACUGGAAUUUUGGAUUCGGAUUUGCAAGUUAAUGAAAAUCCAUGCUCACAAAAAUUGGAGGACGAACGUCGACAACUGGAUAUUGAUAAAAGUUAUCUCACGCAUUAUGGUAAACGUCUUACUCAGUGGACUAAUACUAUGGAUAAGUUAUUGGAUUCUUUUCGAUCUGAGGAAGCAGGCUAUAAGACACAAUCACAAACUUCACUAUCAAUCGCUUUAAAUACAUUUAGUGAUUGGUUAUUAGCUCUUAAGGCAAGGAACUUUCGCUCCUGUGGAAAACAUAUGGUCUUGAAUGGCAAAUAAGUACUCUAAUCCAGUACAUAGUAAUGGAGUACCUGAUUAAUCACUUAUGGUUGGUAACUUUAAAUAAGUUUCCAUAAAAUUAUUUGACUGUAGAAUCUUAUUUUCUAAUUUUACAUUCUUACAAGUAUUAAAUUUACCUGUAUCUGUAUAUUCAUUUACAUAAUUAUGGUUAUUUUUCUGCGGUAUUUCUUUUUUUUUGUAGACAUACUAUGGCUUUUUGGGUUAUAAAUUGGCGUUCAUCUAUGUUUGAUCAUUUGGUGGGAGAAAGCUAUGACGCGAAUGUAUCGUUGUUGGGCAUGAAACAACGUGUUCAGACAGCAAUUCAUAGAGCGCAGGCGGUAUUGAAACCACUUCUACAGUCUUAUGAUGAGUUUACGUCAUCUAUUGAUAAUGUUGACCACUGUUUAAAUGAAAUACAUUCUGAUCUUGGUGUAAUUUCAACCUAUUCAUCCAACGAGUUCGUAAACACUUUAGAAGAACUACGUGAUUUAAAUGAAAAUCUAUGGACUAUCCAGUCACGUUUGGGUUCAUGUUACUUAUUCAAUGACUUCUGGAAAUUUUCCUGUAAAUCAAACAUUCUUGUACAACAUGAUAGUCAUGAUCAUCAUGGUAAAGAAUUGAAUGUCAAUAUAUCAAAAUGCUCCAUUACCAAUUUAAUUCAUUUUUCUUGUGAACUUCGUCAGAAAAUUCUAACUAUGAUUCGUGAUUUAGAAUCGGCAAUAAUUAACAAAUCAAAUGCAAUUAUACUUAAAACAAAACACUUGUCAAUUUACCAUGCAAAACAACACUUAAUUGAUUCAACUAUACCUUUUAUUGUAGAAAAAGACAAAGAAGUGAUUGACAGUAUGAUCUCAUCAAAUGACUCGGUACAGUUGGACAACUAUUAUCUCGAUACUGCAGUUGGUCAUUUACGCUCACGUUCUUUUCACGGUUCACUGUAUUAUACACUUUUCUCACAAACUUAUUCUAAUAUUUUACCACAUUUUAUAUUCAGUAUCAAUAAACGGUCAUUCGGAAGAUGCUUUUUAAUCUUUUUACUUAUUUCUAUUGUAUUUAUUCUAUUUGAAUCGUUCUUUGGUGAACGUUCCAUAAUUUCGCUAAAGUCUCUUGGUAAUGGUUGUCAUAGUGAUGGUCCGGUCGUUGAACUAAGCACAAAUCAUUUAGUGAAAUUCUUUACCUGUUUUCAACUUCCCAAUUCAAACAAUGUGAUUUGGUAAUUCCUUAUUCACACUUUUAUGAAUUUGUAUGUUUUGAUUACGAUCAUGGUUAUAAAUGUUAAAGUCAUUUGUCUACUGGACUCUGAGUCUAAUGCGUAUGCGAUCAUAUGAACUAGAUUUCUUUCUACUUUUAUCAUGUUUAUUUGUACAUUUACCAUAUCACGAAUUUGUUUUGUACAAUUGUAGUUUUCUUUCUUAAUAUUUUCUUUCAUCCCGUAUAAUUAUUAGCUGGAUUAAAAAGCUUUUAUUUCCUGAUGAUGAUAGUAUUUUUCCCCAUGAUAUUGCAUGACGUUGUUCCGCCCUCAAUGUAAUUUGGAGCGCUAUGACUUCAGUUGCGUUUUAACAGUGUCUACUGAUAACUAACGAUGGGAUCAAGCAUUUUGAUAUUUUGGAUACUCAUCAUUUUAAUCUUUACAUAUCUCAGUAAAAAUUGGUACUUUCAUAAGUUAAACGACGUGUGUCUCUUCUGAGAUUUUAAAAAUUUCCUCAUAUACAUCACUUCGAUUUUCGAUUUCAUUCGUUCUAGCAGUUGAUUGGUGUGCUGCAUGCUUGGAUUUAGCUUGGAAUAUAGAAUUUCAUGAAAGGUUCGGUAUUACUGAAGUCCGUUAUUUAUCGGAGCAUGUCAACUAUGCAUUAAACGUUAAAUUAUUCUGUCAAUAUUUAAAUGAAUUAUUAUCGAUGCA
This is a messenger RNA of Schistosoma bovis, 4983 nucleotides long. The record is from the annotation of a GenBank genome assembly. NCBI's taxonomy places the organism in Eukaryota, Metazoa, Platyhelminthes, Trematoda, Strigeidida, Schistosomatidae.